CUAGUCGGAGCACGAUACUGACAGAUGGAGGGGCAACAUCUCCAGUUCUACAUCUGAAACAAGGGACUCUGAGAGAAGACUGCAGCUGGUUAUUAAAAAGGCUGCAAGAAGGGCAUGGGAAUACCUAAGUUCUCCAUCAACAGGCUGAAGAGGGCUGGACUGUUGCCACCAGCAGAAUGCUUCUAACAAUGACCGGGGAGAUUCUCAGCAGCACCCUUUCGGCUUCUGGAAGCGCUCACUCGGUGACCUCCCUGACCUUAGAACAAAAGGCAGCCUUUGUUCUCGUCUUCUUUCUUUUUAUAUUUCUUGGGCUUCUUAUUAUACGUUGUUUUCGGAUACUCCUCGAUCCGUACCGCAGCAUGCCGUCUUCCACAUGGACAGAUUACAUGGAGAAAGACACCUUUGACUACCGCUGGGCCUGACCCCUGCUGCUUCACAAUGACUUGAGGGAGUUUCACGCUUUCACUGGUGGCCUUCAAGAAAUCAGCCUUGAGGUUUACUUUUGGUGUAUUUUUCUACUCUUUAAAGCCUCUCUUGCUCUCUCUGUUGGUUGUUUACAUGGGUGGUAAUGCUUUGGAACCCCAGCUAACAUGUGUACAGGGAUUAGAACACUCUACCUUGAUUUUCCUUAAUUUUAUGAAAUUUUACCAAUACAGAAGACAAGCCUCAUACAACAGCAUGGUCCAUACAAGAC
Molecule: messenger RNA, 694 nt
Organism: Spea bombifrons (plains spadefoot toad)
Lineage: Eukaryota; Metazoa; Chordata; Amphibia; Anura; Pelobatidae
Product: cortexin-3-like
Exons: 2
Coding region: 177-422 (81 amino acids)
Source: RefSeq, a predicted model, not a curated record